Messenger RNA from Molossus molossus (Pallas's mastiff bat), 875 nucleotides. It is a transcript of the gene NME3, whose product is annotated as NME/NM23 nucleoside diphosphate kinase 3. Lineage: Eukaryota; Metazoa; Chordata; Mammalia; Chiroptera; Molossidae. Gene Ontology annotation, molecular function: nucleoside diphosphate kinase activity. Gene Ontology annotation, biological process: GTP biosynthetic process; UTP biosynthetic process; CTP biosynthetic process. Bases 43 to 552 code for a protein of 169 amino acids. The record is from RefSeq and is a predicted model, not a curated record. The transcript is spliced from 5 exons.
CCCAGUCUGCGCUCCGCUCCAGCUGCCGCCGCCGCCGCCAUCAUGAUCUGCUUGGUGCUGACCAUCUUCGCCAACUUAUUCCCGGCGGCCUGUGCCGGCGUGCAUGAGCGCACCUUCCUGGCCGUGAAGCCCGACGGCGUGCAGCGGCGGCUUGUGGGCGAGAUCGUGCGGCGCUUCGAGAGGAAGGGCUUCAAGCUGGUGGCAAUGAAGCUGGUGCAGGCCUCGGAGGAGCUGGUGCGCGAGCACUACGCCGAGCUUCGCGAGCGCCCUUUCUACGGCCGCCUGGUCAAGUACAUGGGCUCCGGGCCGGUGGUGGCCAUGGUGUGGCAGGGGCUGGACGUCGUGCGCACCUCGAGGGCACUAAUUGGGGCCACGGAUCCUGCGGACGCCCUGCCGGGCACGGUCCGUGGAGAUUUCUGCAUCGAGGUCGGAAAGAAUGUGAUUCAUGGCAGCGACUCCGUAGAGAGUGCCCACCGUGAGAUCGCGCUCUGGUUCCACCCCCGGGAGCUCCUCUGCUGGGAGGACAGCACUGAGCACUGGCUGUAUGAGUAACCCGGCAGCAGGGGCCAGUCCUCUUUCAGCGGCAUAAGACCCAAGGCUGGGUGCCCAGGGCCUUUAGAACAGACCGCUGCAAUAGUUGUGGAUGACUUAGCAUCCUCCAGGCCCCGGAAGUGGUGCUCAGAACAGCCUUUUGUAGCAGGGUUUACAGUACCCCUUGGGUCUGCCCAGGCCUUGGUAUGCCACUGUUUACAGCACGCCUAGAAACGCACCAGAGUGGCGACCCUGGCACUCAGCUUGGUCCGGCAUUUCUUUUUAUAAUAAACUGAAGAAAAUCCUUGGGCUCGCAUUGGUUUGGGUCCAGGGACACAAAAGUA